Molecule: messenger RNA, 522 nt
Organism: Aspergillus pseudotamarii
Lineage: Eukaryota; Fungi; Ascomycota; Eurotiomycetes; Eurotiales; Aspergillaceae
Product: PaaI family thioesterase
Exons: 2
Coding region: 1-522 (173 amino acids)
Source: RefSeq, a predicted model, not a curated record
AUGCAUCCCACGGCCAGCUCGGUGCACAUGGUUAUCGGAUCGCUGUCUGGGCCGACUAAGAUUCCAACCGACCCAUAUUUCUUUGUUAAAUCAGACGAAACAUGUCGCUUUAUCGGCAUGUGUUACGUAGGGAGUAACCUCUGUGGUCAUCCGGGAUUCGUCCAUGGGGGCCUCUUAUUUACAUUAUUCGAUGAUGCCUUCGCCCGGUGUGCUUCGAAUGUCUUUGGCAGUCGUAUAGGCAUGACGGCAAACUUCGAUAUCAGUUUCCGGAACCCGUCUAUUCCAGACCGAGUGUAUAUUUACCGCAGUGAAGUUAUUAAGAAAGAGGGGCGAAAGGCAUGGAUUGCUGGUGAAAUUCGGUACCUGAAUCCUUUCACGGCCAAGGAGAUGCUCCGGCGGCAGGAGUCGACUAACACUGAAGUGAGUGUGGAAGAGAAUGAAGGCACAUUAGUUGCUGAGGCCAAGGCAUUGUUUGUUGAGCCUAGGGACAUUACUUCGAUGGUUCCAUUGUAUCCCAAGUAG